AUGGAUAAGAAAAAUAAAAUACAAUAUCUCAUUGUUGACACGAGUGCCUUUAUAAAAAAUGCUAGUUUGCAGGAUAUUGGUAUAAAUAUUUUUACUGAACAAGCUGUUAUCAAUGAAAUCACAAACAAGAGACAAUUAAGAAGAUUGGUUGUUUUACCCUAUGAUUUAGAAGUUCAAGAGGCUUUUACUGAAAAUAUUAAAUUUGUAACUGAAUUUGCCAAAAAAACUGGUGAUUACACUAGUUUAUCAGCUACUGAUAUCAAAAUAAUUGCACUUACUUAUCAGUUGGAAAAAGAGAAAAUAGGAACAGACCAUUUGAAAAAUAUUCCAACUACAAGAAUUGUUAAAUCUACUGCUGAGAGAGACAAAGAAAAUGAAGAUAAUCUUAAACCACCAGUUGGUUUUUAUAUGCCAAAGAAAAAAGAAAAAACAGAAUUAAAUGCAGAUAAGACAGAAACUUCUUCGCAAAAUAUAGAAGAAACAAAUAUUAAAGAAAAUAUAAACAUACAGGUUAUAGAGGAUUCAGCAGCAAAUAAUAUAAUAAAUGAUACAAAAAAUCAAGAUCAAUCUUUAUAUAUAUGUGAUGUUUAUAAUGCAUCUUUGAAUAAAUCAGAUUAUGAGACAUCAGAACCAGAAGAAUGGGAAACUAAAAAUUUAUCUGAGAAAUUUGCUAAAUUGACAUGUGAUCCAACAGAUUUCAAAGUUGAAGGUGAGGAUGAGAAUAAAGACCUUGUGAAUGAUAUCCUUGUCCCAGUUGGAACAACAAAAUCUAAAGAUAGACAAGGUAAUAUGGAAUUGAUUCUGGAUGAAGAUUAUAAUUGUGAUGACAAUGACAAUAGUGAUGAUGAUGACGACGACGAUGGUUGGAUCACAUCAGGUAAUCUUGCUGACAUAAAAAAACAAAUGGAUUCCGCAAUACUCGAGGAAAAAGCUGCAACUGUAGCAUGCUUAACGAUGGAUUUUGCUAUGCAAAAUGUACUCAUGCAAAUAGGACUAAAUGUAGCUACAUUAGAUGGCAGAAUGAUUAAACAGAUGCAGACAUUUAUAUUCCGAUGCUAUGCCUGCUUUAAGACUACUAGCAUCAUGACGAAAGUUUUCUGCCCACAUUGUGGCAAUAAAACUCUGAAAAAAGUGGGAGUCACAUUAGAUGAGAAUGGAAAGCAACAAUUACACAUAAAUUUCCGAAAACCUCUCUCAGCCAAAGGAAAGAAAUUUUCUUUACCAAUGCCAAAAGGUGGAAAGCAUUCGAAUAAUCCUAUUUUAUGCGAAGAUCAACCAAUGCCGAAUCAAUGUCCAACACGAUUAGCACGUACUAAAAAUAAUCCGCUUGAUAAUGAUUUUAUCAAUAUAAUUGGAUAUUCUCCAUUUAUUACACGUGACGUAAAUUCGAAGUCAGCUAUAUUAGGUAUAAGAUCAGGUGGUUCUUUCAAGUAUUGGAUGAAAAGAAAUCCUAAUGAAUCUAGAAAGAAACAAAAAUAAAAAUAAUUGUUUUUCAUCAGUUACUUAUCAUUUCAGUACUUGUAUUUAUUAUAUUAGCUAUGCGAA
Messenger RNA from Harpegnathos saltator (Jerdon's jumping ant), 1545 nucleotides. Its product is annotated as RNA-binding protein NOB1. Gene Ontology annotation, biological process: maturation of SSU-rRNA; ribosomal small subunit biogenesis. The record is from RefSeq and is a predicted model, not a curated record. The coding region runs from base 1 to 1479 and encodes 492 amino acids. NCBI's taxonomy places the organism in Eukaryota, Metazoa, Arthropoda, Insecta, Hymenoptera, Formicidae. Gene Ontology annotation, molecular function: RNA endonuclease activity. The transcript has 6 exons. Gene Ontology annotation, cellular component: preribosome, small subunit precursor.